Messenger RNA from Drosophila montana, 2699 nucleotides. RefSeq names its product solute carrier family 22 member 3. Bases 398 to 2242 code for a protein of 614 amino acids. Lineage: Eukaryota; Metazoa; Arthropoda; Insecta; Diptera; Drosophilidae. Gene Ontology annotation, cellular component: membrane. Gene Ontology annotation, biological process: transmembrane transport. Gene Ontology annotation, molecular function: transmembrane transporter activity. The record is from RefSeq and is a predicted model, not a curated record. The transcript has 4 exons.
ACUCCCGCUGAAGGAAAACGAGCCGACGUCCACGGCCACGCCCACGCCCACCAGAGCCCAAACUAACGCACCAGCACAGGCAAAAAAUCCGCACAUAUCAGCAACCGCUCCACGUGGCCAGUAUACCGCACUUGGCAACGAAUCAGCCACUCCACACACACCCAGUUCCACGCCCAACGGGUGCCGACGUCGCAGCUCGCUGACCAACUCUCCGGCCUCGCCCUCGCCCACACCCACGCUUAACGUGCAGGAGGGGGAGCCCAACAACAACGAGGAGGAGUUCUACACGCCGCUGGACAGUCAGACGCCCGCCCAUAAGCACACGCACGACUACAAACUCUAUCCGCACGACACUUUCGCACGUCUCGAGGGGAAGCCACCGACGCCCAAUAUCAAAAUGCAAAGCAAAGUGGAUGCAGUGGGUCGCAUUACCGGCCAGUGGGGCAAAUGGCAGCUGCGCACAGUACUUUUAAUUUUUCUGUGCAAAAUACCCUCCUCCUGGUUCAUGGCAUGCAUCAUUUUUACGGCACCCGCGCCCCGGCAUGGCGAAUUCUUUUGCAAGCCGCCAGCAGAGAUUGGCACCCAAAAUCAGACGCAAUGGAUCAAGGUGUCUCAUCCGCAAAAGGAGGAGAAGGAGGAUCAGGAGUUCAGCAUCGAUUUCUGCAAUAUCUACGAGGAUGCGCAGGAGCAUGCGCAUCACUACUACAAAUACGAGGACAGUGCACAGGAGCCGCGCGUCUGGGAGAAGCCGCUCAAUCGCAACUCGAAUGUGAUACCCUGCACGGAGUUUCAGCAUGAGAGCGACUACCAUUCGGUGGUCACGCAAUACGAUCUGGUCUGCUCGCGCGAUAUACUUGUCUCGGUGACGCAGUUCUUCCAUCUGUUUGGCGUCCUCACGGGCGGCAUUUUGGCCAAUCACUUAUUGAAAUACUUUAGUCCACGCAGCGUUAUGCUCUUUGGCAUGAUCACACAAAUCUUUUGUGGCAAUCUGACUGGCCAUGUGGCCUCCUAUGAACUUCAUGUAUUCUUUAGAUGCCUCUCCGCUGUCUGCUGCGCUCAGAUGUACACCGCUGGCGGCAUGAUAAUGUCCGACAUUACGGGCGGCAAAUAUCGUACGUGCGUCUCGACGCUAUUCGAGCAAUUCUGGUCAAUUGGCGUUAUGAUGCUGCCAGGCGUUGCCAGUUUUUGGUCCAGCUGGUCUCACCUCUAUAUGGCCAUCUCCUGGCCCACAGUGAUACUCAUCUACCUGUGGCAAUGGAUACCCGACUCGCCGCGCUGGAUGAUUGAGCGCGGGCGUGUACAGGAUGCCAAAAAGAUAUUGCUCCAGUGCGCCGAAAUGAACGGAACCCGCCUCAGUCUGCCGCAUGACAUUGACCAGCAGCUGGAGCUGCAGGCACAAACGGCCAUGGAUGCGCCUCCACCGGCCGGCUGGUGGUCCAUCUGGAAGGGUGAAAAAGCUAAACGGCACAUGAUCUGCGUGCAUCUGGCCUGGUCGCUGUACAUCAGCGUCUACUACGGCUGCCUGCUGAACAUACGCUCCUUCAGUCGGGAGCACCUGUACAUCAACACCUUUGUGGCCGGCUUCAGUGAGAUGAUUGGCACCUUUAUUGGACUCUAUUUGAUAAUGAACACCACACGGAAAUGGCUCUGGGCGGGUAUAUUCAAUAUUGUGGCCGGCUGUUUUGCCUGGUGCUGCUGGCUGGUGCCCAAGCCGGGCGAGGUGUCGCUGGAUGCGAACGUUGCGAUGCUCAUGUGCACGGCUAUGGUAUCCAAAAUGGCCAUUUCUACUUCACUUUCCAUACUGACCACAAGCACCGUGGAAUUGGUUAGCCAGGAGAAGCGUAAGAUAACCUCCUUUUCGACGAUUUGCUGGGCUCGGUUCUGGCUACUGGGUGCACCGUUCAUUGGAUCCACCGUUGUCAUUGGCCAGCUAAUACCGCAGACCUCCUACACCGCGCUGGCUGUCAUUGGCGGCAUUUGCAUGUCCCUGAUCAGCAGUCCACGCACACAUCCCAUCUCCAGGCCCUCCUCACCGGUUUCGCAUGGCGCUCAGAACAUGGCAACACAAUUUACGGUCAUCGAUGGACUGGACAACAAAGGCUAUGUGCCCAGUUCCAACUCCAAUACCAUCUACGCUACGAAUACUUUUAGGAAGUUGACCACCCCUCAAUCGAAUCUACCUCCACAACUAUUGCCCGGCAUUUGGACGACCAAAAUACACGAAGACGGGCCACCAAUGUAAUAUAAUACACAGCUGUACGUGCAGAAGGAGAUUCGGGCGAUCAAAAAGCCGUUUAAAUUUCGCAAGUUUGAGGUUGCAAUAAUUGAUUCGGAUUUUGGUGGCGCUGUGAAGUGUACAAACGGACAGUCCAACAAUUUGAUAUACUCUAUAAACCAGUCUUUUGUGCUGUAUACACAUGAUUUAAUAUCAAGAUUUGUCUAGAAUCGAACUUUUAUAAUGCACAUACCCAAACUUUUUGCUAUUUGUGUAAGCAAAGUUCAAGCGCUAUUCGCCCUGUACAAUACAACCGAGCACAAUUUACAAGUGAACUCAAUUUGAAUGCUCAAAAGAAAUAAGAAAAAAAUGAUUACUAAUAAUUAUCUUAAAUGUCAAAGAUACAUUUUUAAGUAGACAAACUUUUAAGCUUAAAGCUAAAUACAAUAUUUCAAUUAAAUGAAAAGACGCUCGUAGGUAAAAA